GCCAGUGAAGAAUCGGCAAACAAAGAAAGGCAAGAAGAAAGAGAGUGAAUCAGAGAGUGGAAAGUCCAGUGCCCCUCAGUCACAGGAGGAAUCUGACGUCAGCACCACCCAGCAGAGACGUAAGAAAGUCCUGUCGUCUGAUGAGGCGGUGGUGGACGAGGACGCGAGUUGGAACCCGAGUCCAAAGAAGGCCAAGGUGUAUAGUUUGAGCAGAACCAGAAAGUCUUCGUCCGAUGGGUCUAAAUCCAGAAAGUCUUCAUCGGGCAGUGCAUCGGCAGGAGCAACGAAGGCCGACACCAACAAACAGAGGAAGAAGAGACGUCCUCAGGGAGGGACGGAGUUAGAGGUGGUGCUGGAGGCCUUCCUUGACUUCUGUGAGCAGUACAGGGAGUCUGUGGAGUCUAAAGCAGUCAAACAGUCCAUUUAUUCUUUCUCCUCCAAUGUAAAAGAGCAACUCCUGGAGAAGAUCACUUCUUACAAGGAGCUCAAGGUGCUAAAAAGAGAAAACGCUAAGGUGGGUUCGUUGAUCCGUGGAAAGACACAGAGACUGUUGGACGCCAAACAAGAGCUGAUGAGGGCAGAGAGGCAGGUGUGGCUGCUGCAAAAGGAGAAAGCUGAACUUAAACUCAGAUUAGGGGAUCUGAGACGAGGCCAAGCCUUCCUGCAUGACAUCAAAGAGCUCAACAAACAAUACCUGGGCUUCAGACACAAACAUCCCAGAGAGAAAGAAACGUAUGGAGCAUCCAGUCUGCCCGCUCUGCUACUGGAGGCCCAGCACAUUCAUGCAGCAGAGCAUCAGCUGAGAGGAAUCAAUAACCGACUGGAGAGAAGACUGGGACUCGGGAAAUAACGCGCUAUGCCAUACACACACGCAAACGCACACAGAUUAAGAUAAAGAACUGUCAAUGUCUAUGUAUUGUAACACCAGUGAUUGUAUGCUGAGGAUUUCAUUGUGUAUGCCCAUGUUGGAUCUAGAUAAACUGUAAGUAUAUUAAAUGCAAAAAAAAUAACAGCA
Molecule: messenger RNA, 1015 nt
Organism: Morone saxatilis (striped sea-bass)
Lineage: Eukaryota; Metazoa; Chordata; Actinopteri; Moronidae
Gene: cenpu
Product: centromere protein U
Cellular component (GO): nucleus
Source: RefSeq, a predicted model, not a curated record